Messenger RNA from Effrenium voratum, 1610 nucleotides. NCBI's taxonomy places the organism in Eukaryota, Dinophyceae, Suessiales, Symbiodiniaceae. The record is from the annotation of a GenBank genome assembly.
GUCAUUUGCCUGCUUGCCAGCCUUGCCAGCCGCUCAGAUUCCGAAGAUCAGUCCACUCAACUGGUUGAUGCUUUUCCCCCCGUCGCUUUCCUGCUCAGCACCCCGUGGUUUGCGAAACUCUUUCCAGGCAACAACAUGAUGUUCUGGCAGCUUUUGCUGCUUGUGCCGUUGGUGGCGUCAGGCACCCGUACUGGGAUCCAACAGCUGGCGCUGAGCACCGAGAGGAAGAUUCGUGUGAGACUUCUUUUGGUUCGACAUGGAUUGUCUUGCGCCAAUGUUAUCCGGCACUACAGUGAAUUAUUCGAGGUGCUGAAGCACAAGAACUUUCUUGACGCGCCCCUGUGCGAUUGCGGCAAACGCCGGACUGAACGAGCGGCGAGCCUUCUUGCAAAUGAGACCGUGGACAUUGUGGUGGCAUCCAACCUGAUGCGCGCAAUCGAAACGGCAUGGAUUCAAUUCGGGCAUCGCCCAGUAAGUGUGGUUCCCAGCAUCGGAGAAGCUCAUCACGGAAUCGCUGCGGGCAUGGUCAAGCUCGGAACGUUCGCAGGUGUCAUCAAGGGCGAUUUGGACAACACUGCACGGGUCAAAGAGGAUCAGCUCAAGAUCCUGCGGAGCUUGCAUCCCGAGAUCAACGUGAACUACAGUUACCGCAAUGACUCGGCAGAGCUUUCAAGCUGGGAGCACUUUGAGGAAUUCUUGCAGGCUAAGUUGCUGCCGGAGAUGGUUGCAAAGGACCCACGCAAGACCAGUUUUACCAUUGGCGUGGCCGCCCACUCCAUAUUCCUGAGAGACUCAGUAGGAAGGAGAUCAGCAAACUGCCCGACUGUCAGUGGCCUUGUUUGUGCUUCGAGAGUCAUUUUGGGAUCACCGCAGCCAAAGGAGGUGAGAACGUUGUUUGGAACAGAGAUUCGCAGCGACAGGCAGACAAUUUGUCAUAACCAGAUGCCUGGCAAAGGCAGCGACGAGCAUGGUGGCAAGCCCUACAACAAUCAAAUUCUGGAGAUUUUCUACAACUACGAUGGAGGCGCUUUCACAAUCGACCCCAGCGCUGGAUGCAGGACCCUGGGCUCCUCGCCAGAAUUGCCGUAUGGGGUUCCAGGUAGUCCACAGCACAUUUGUGAGGGUGAUAUUGGCCGGUGCGCUCCUGUGUGGAGGGAGCUGAAGGGCAAGCCUUCACUCACAAUGGAGGCGCAGUCAAACUUGCCAGCUCUCCCGAUGCAUGAGCAAGUGCUAGAUGCGGCUGCUCGUCUGCAGCGUCGAUUCACCGGGCCGACUACAUCAGAGACCUUCAGCAUGCGUGGCGACCUCCCACAGGUUGAAACUGUGGAGCAGAAGUGGGUUGACGCCUGGAACAAAGCGGAUAAGAAGUGCGCGAGUUCUGACGUGCCCCGUUCUUCAUGCGAAGAUCUCCCAGUAUAUCCAGAUACUUCUUCGAAAGCGGUUUGCGAUUGCGUGUGAUUUGCGAUUGAACGUGAUUUGCCAGCGCAAAGGCCGCGGCUUCGGGACUGGUUCAUGCAAGAGUGCUGCAGCUGAUGCAUACAGUUGCGGCGACUGGCCUUCUGCAGACUUUCGGCUUUGGAAGUUGUAGAUAGCCUGCUCAUGGCAAAGCA